Eimeria necatrix is the source of this 957-nucleotide messenger RNA. RefSeq names its product GPI transamidase 8, putative. The record is from RefSeq and is a predicted model, not a curated record. Bases 1 to 957 code for a protein of 318 amino acids. The transcript is spliced from 10 exons. Gene Ontology annotation, biological process: rRNA base methylation; tRNA methylation. Lineage: Eukaryota; Apicomplexa; Conoidasida; Eucoccidiorida; Eimeriidae. Gene Ontology annotation, molecular function: iron-sulfur cluster binding; RNA methyltransferase activity.
AUGGAGUUUUCUCGGCGCUUGGUUUUGCUGAAGGACGUGCUAUUGAAGGCCGGGGCCCCUAAGUACCGGUUAGAGCAGUUAACUCGCCAGUUAUAUGCUGGCAAAACCACCGUGGCUGACUUGAAGGCACUCGGCACUCAGGCGAAAAAUGCGAUUGAGACACACUUCGGUCCCGAUUUGUUAACGCUGAAUUUCUGGAGCUGGGUAUGCUGGGUAUUGUCUUCAAUUUCCGCAUUUGCUCCCUGCAGGAAGGUUGGCCUUAAACGGCAGCUGAGUGUUGACGAAAUCUCUGACCAGGUGCUUUACUUCCAGGCGAAUGGGAUACGAGCUGACUCUAUAUCUUUCAUGGGCAUGGGGGAGCCUCUUGCAAACCCUCGUGUCUUCGAGACCCUCAAACUACUAACAGACUCCAGAGCAUUUGGCAUUUCGGCACGGCGUUUGAACAUUUCCACUUCAGGCGUCCUUCCAGGCAUAAAGAAGCUCAAUGAGCAACACCCACAGGUGCCCGCUAACCGCAUGUACCCAUUUCCGGAAGUAUUCACUCUGCUCGACGAGCGCAUUGGCUUGACGGGCCGUCGUGUUUGGAUUGCAUACUUACUGCUUCAAGGCGUCAACGACUCCGUCGAACACGCAAAGGCCCUUGCGGCUCUUAUCAGGAGUCGCCGACGAGAAACUAGACAUUUGUACCACGUAUCAUUAAUCGAAUACAACGAAGCGAAAGGGGUAUCUACGUCGCUGCAGCGGUCUGACGAUAGACAUCUCCGUCUGUUCGAGGAUGUCCUCGACAAUGCUCACAUCUCACAUUCCCGUAGAAACUACUUCGGACGGGAGAUCGAUGCAGCAUGUGGGCAACAGUGUGCAGCUUAUGAUCCAGAGCCCAAGCGGAUAGAAUCUGCAUGCUCAGUACAACUUCGUGGGGCGCCCUGUGCGGCGCGUGAAGCUCCACAGAUGCCAUAG